AGAAUUUCCGGUAGAAAAGCGCAUGUCUGUAGGGACAGACGUUUUUAAGUACUGUUGUUCCGGUGGAGCUCCGCAUCCUGCCUUUGAGUUAUAAGCCGUUGUUACUGAGCUGGAGGAAAGCUGAUUUCAGGGUGAACUCCAGAAACAAAAUAAAACAAAAAAUGUCAGCAGAAAAGAUGGAUCCAAGAUCAGGUGUGUCAAAUGGAUCAGGGCCAGUGUAUGAGAAAGAAGAAAACAACCUCAGUCCAGAGGAUCUGUCUGAGAUGCUGGCUGCAGGAACCAAGGAGGUUCAUGAAAAAGCAGAGAACACGCAGUUCGUGAAAGAUUUCCUCAGGGGACGGAUCCGCAAAGAGCUUUUCAAGCUUGGUGCCGUUGCACUUUACCACACAUAUACCGCCAUGGAGGAGGAGAUCGAGAGGAAUAAGGACCACCUCCACUUUGCCCCCCUGUAUUUCCCUGCAGAGCUGCACCGCCAUGAAGCCCUAGCACGCGACAUUGAGUACUUCUAUGGUCCAGAAUGGAAGAGCAAGAUCACCUGCUCAGAGGCCACACAGCGCUAUGUGGACCGCAUCCACCAGGUAGGGCAGGAGGACCCGGUGCUGUUGGUGGCACAUGCCUACACUCGCUACAUGGGUGACCUGUCAGGGGGCCAGGUGCUGAGAAAGGUGGCCCAGAGAGCUUUGAAGCUGCCGCCCACAGGGGAGGGCCUGGAGUUCUACCAGUUUGACGCGAUCCACAGCGCAAAAGCAUUCAAGCAGCUGUACCGAAGCCGCAUGAAUGAGCUGGACCUGGAGGUGGAGACAAAGAAGAAACUGGUGGAGGAGGCUGUCAAAGCUUUUCAUUUCAAUAUGGAGGUGUUUGAGGAGUUGGAAGAAAUUGGCAAAACAAUUCAGGAGGAUGUUUUAGAUGCUGGUAUGUCUGCUCAUGGAGAAAUGGGUGGAGACAUCAGCAAAUGUCCCUACUAUACCGCCAAAAUGGCAGCGUCGGGGGGAACAGCGUAUUUUGGUCAGCUGGUCAUGGCCGCUCUCAGACACCCGACGGGACAGGUCCUGUUUGCCACUUGGUUCGCCGCCUUGGCUGGACUGGCUGCGUGGUACCUGAUGUGAUCCAGCUGUUACCCGGCUGCUGUCAGAACAGAGGCGUGUUGAAAGGAUCAACAGUGAGGAGACUGGAAAGCUUCCGCUAACUGACCAUUUUAUACAAACAUUCAAAUCAGGUCUGUGUUUUUAUGUUCAGUUUUUAGUUGUAGCAAUUCAGCUGUGUGAUCUGAAGGACCAUUAGGACACCAAUUCCCUCCACAAAGCAUUUAACACAUUUAAAAAAAAAAAAAAAAAAAUCACCCAUAUUUAUUUUUUUUUUCUCUACCUCCAACACGCUACCCUUCCAUUUGUUGCUUUUCGGUGAGUUCAGGUGCAUCUGAAGAUAUGUUAUAGCUGUUCUCUGACUGAAGUUGACCUGCUGCUGUAAAUUAUACUCUAUGAUAAUGAAUACUGUAACAAGAAAAAUAAAUUAAUCUUUCCAGUUGACCCUCUCAAUUAGAUAUAAGCUUUAAAUGCUGCAGAAUGUGAGACAUUGGACUACUUUUAUACAUCAAAAAUAGCCACCAUCAUGUUACCAUCAAAAAUAAACAUUUAUUUAUUUUUUUGUGAAGGACCAACACAGAAUACCACAGAAAUGUGAAGUGGAUGAAGAAGGAUCCUCUGUUUUUAAAAUCUUUAUGUGAAAAUCUAAAAACAAAUGUGGCGUGCAUUUGUAUCCCAACUCCUCCGUGCUCUCUAGAAGCAACUGCUGGUGCAGUUUCACCUGCAAGUCUUUUGGAGUAUCUCUCUACCAGCUUUAGACAUCUACAGACUGACAUUGUUACCCAUAAAUCUUUGCAAUUCAGUUCAGGCUCAGAUGGAUUGGACUGAUAGCCUUUGUGAACAUCAAUGCUUCCAAGCCAUGCCACAGAUUCUCAGUUCGGUUUAGAUCUGGACAUGACUAAUGGCUUUCCUGUUCAACAGAUUUUCCCACUUGAGUGGUGGAUCUCUGCAGCUCCUCCAGAACUACCGUGGCUGCUUCUCUUAUUAAUGCUCUCCUUGCCCAGCUUGUCAGUUUAGGUGAUUGGUCACGUCUCAGUAGGUUUGCUUUUCUGUCAUACUCCUUCCAUUUUCAUAACAGGGCUCUGGAGAUGGUCAAAGCUCUGGAUUUGAUCAUCUAACCCUGCUUUAAACGUCUCUUAGACAACUGCGCACACAGGAUUUUAUAUAGGGAUGAGUAACAAUGGGUGCCGCAUUCUUUGGAUUUUUACUUAAAACAAUUUUCUUCUGCUUCAUAAUUAUGUGCUUCAUUGUGUUGGUCUCUCACCAAAAAUAUCAAUAAAAUACCUGGAAGUUUGCAGGUGUAGCAGGACAAAUUGUAAAAAGGUGUACAAUUGCCUUUUAAAGCCACUUUUAGAUUUUAUACCAUAAUAAGCAGAAAUUAUGCACUUCAUAUCUGGACAUUUAACGUUCAGGUUUAUUUUGGUAAUGUAAAGCCAUUUAAGUUCCUUAACUGAAUACCCUAUCAUAAACGCAAGCUCAGUAGUGUUUUUUUUUUUCCCCACAAAGUACACAUUCCUGCUCCACGUCGUUGUUUUUUCCUUCUCCGACCAACAAGUGUCUUUGAAGCAAAGUCCCAUUGAUCCUUUCUUCCAAUUCUUGAUGAAUAAAAUCUCUAUACCCCUUAAAUAACACGUUGUUUCAGCUAAAACACUGUUGCUGUAUGUGUUUGUGUGGCGUGGGUGAGCAUAAAUGAUUGUCACAGCAUCGUUUCAUAACAUAAUUACUUUGACAGGCCUAGAUCUCCCCCCCUCCCCCAUCCAAAGCUGUAAUUGACAACAUGAUGGUGCAUUAGCUAAUGAGUUCAGGGUUUAACAUACCUCCUGUCUACCAUAGGCAAAGCCUUGCUGAGGCAAGGGUUAAACAGAUACGCAUCCAUAUAUUUUAUACUGCAUUUUAUCCCUAAAUAUAAUGUGAAAAUGGUCACAUUUUAUUAUAUUCUCGUCACGCUCCGUUUCCAAGGAGGUUGCAGCAUGUCUGCACUGUGGGACAGGUGAUGGCAGCCAAAAAACCUUUGAAAAGUGGAUGAUUAUUCGAUGGUAUUCUGAUUCUCACAGUGGUAAAAUACCAACUAUUACUCUACUGUAGUGCAUGCUAACUUCAACUAGUCCUUAGUUUCAGAAACAUGCGAUGGCUUUACUCUUUAUUUAAUUGCAUGGUUUAAUUUCCAAAAUUAAAUGGCGCUUAACCUGCAACAGGAGCUCUUAUCAUGGACGCAGGUAUUACCACAGCAGACUUACCUUGUGGGUGUUUUUUAUGAGAUGCUAAUAUAUUGAUCCUGAACCAGCUCAGCUCGUCUCCAUCUAUUUUCAACACAUCAUUUAUACAGUGUGCUGGGAGAGGAUUCACAUUCUCAACCCUCUUUAACUUUGUUCAUAGUUGAGUAGAAACACUUUGUGCUGUAUGGCAGUAUAAUUGUACUGAAGUUUAGCAUUCACCCAGAUGGCGCACUAAUAUUUUAGGAGCCUUUUGGAGUAGUUUUAAUAUUGUUAAAUUUCUGCCUGGUGCAUGUGCUGUGCAUUUGCACAAUAUGUUUACUUUCACAUACAGAUAGAUGUGCAGCGUUUAUAUGCUGGUGCAGCUGCUUGGUUGCAAACAUGCCAAUGAUUAACAGCGAGCUUUGUUUAUGAAAGUCUCAGGUUCAGCACAAUGAAUUGAAUAUGAUGGGAUAAAACGGGAACUGUUUGAAAUGGUCUUGUAAGCCCAUGUUUUAUUGCUUUCAUAUGGUCCAAGGAUGGAGUUUGCAUCAAUAUUUUAGGACCUACUGAAGGGACACUAUCUGCAGCCAUAAAUGAGAAUGUUUGACUAAAGCGUGCUCAUUUUUAAUCCUUUUAUUCACUCUGCUCCUAAUUCCUUUGUAUCCAAUUGGAGAUUUGUGACUAGCUAGAGCACUUUUAUUGUAGGAGUGUAAACCGAGAGUUAUAUUGUUGUGAAUAACAAAAUAAAAACCGUUUUACUCUU
Girardinichthys multiradiatus is the source of this 4040-nucleotide messenger RNA. Its product is annotated as heme oxygenase 2-like. Bases 162 to 1106 code for a protein of 314 amino acids. Gene Ontology annotation, molecular function: heme binding; heme oxygenase (decyclizing) activity. The record is from RefSeq and is a predicted model, not a curated record. The transcript is spliced from 6 exons. NCBI's taxonomy places the organism in Eukaryota, Metazoa, Chordata, Actinopteri, Cyprinodontiformes, Goodeidae. Gene Ontology annotation, biological process: heme oxidation; heme catabolic process; response to oxidative stress.